Fusarium oxysporum Fo47 is the source of this 878-nucleotide messenger RNA. RefSeq names its product adrenodoxin. Gene Ontology annotation, biological process: positive regulation of oxidoreductase activity; P450-containing electron transport chain. Gene Ontology annotation, molecular function: 2 iron, 2 sulfur cluster binding. Bases 201 to 770 code for a protein of 189 amino acids. Gene Ontology annotation, cellular component: mitochondrion. The transcript has 2 exons. Lineage: Eukaryota; Fungi; Ascomycota; Sordariomycetes; Hypocreales; Nectriaceae. The record is from RefSeq and is a predicted model, not a curated record.
UAUCACCUUGGACGUGAGAGGACGAGACGGGGGCAUAAGCGUCCAUUGACCGAAAUUGGCGCAUCUAGAGCGUUUCAACACUUUCCCUCUUCAACUGAAGGACCGUACAGCUUGUCAUUGAACAUAAAACGCUCGAGCCCCUCAAUUCCUCCAUUAAUUUUCGACGAGAACCCCGCCAAUAUCCCGAAUUCGCCGAAACUAUGUCUGCGUCACGAUCCUUUGCGACUUGCUUGGCCAAGCUCCCGGCUACGGCACCACGAACAAUACAGUCAAUGCGACUUGGUCAGAAUGUACUGUCUCGGACGUCCAAGGGUCGAUCUCCUACAAUCUCUCGAUUUACUCGCUUCUCGCCUGUUUCCCAUAGAGCAUUUACUACCACGACACAACGGCGCCAUGGACAUAUUGACCCCCCGAAGCCCGGUGAAGAACUUUAUGUCACAUUCAUCGAGAAGGACGGCACAGAGAACAAGUUUGCUGUUUCUGAGGGGGAUAACCUUCUCGAUAUCGCCCAAGCAAACGAUCUAGAGAUGGAGGGUGCAUGCGGAGGAUCUUGCGCCUGCUCGACAUGCCAUGUAAUCGUUGCCGACGACGCAUAUUUCGACAAGAUGCCCGAGCCCGAGGAUGACGAGAACGAUAUGCUGGACCUGGCCUUUGGACUCACCGAGACGAGUCGAUUGGGCUGCCAAGUUAAGAUGACCAAGGAGCUAGACGGCUUAGUGGUGAAGCUGCCAUCCAUGACAAGGAACCUGCAAGCGAGCGAUUUCAGUUAAGAAGCUUAAUGAAGCACAUGUUUUGAUAUGAGAUGAGGAAAACUCUGUACUUGUAAAACUACUGUAUUUGGAAAAGACCGGGCGAUGGCGGGGAUUCAGGUGCAUCAU